Messenger RNA from Trichomycterus rosablanca, 2276 nucleotides. RefSeq names its product leucine-rich repeat transmembrane protein FLRT2. Gene Ontology annotation, molecular function: protein binding. The record is from RefSeq and is a predicted model, not a curated record. The coding region runs from base 1 to 2004 and encodes 667 amino acids. Lineage: Eukaryota; Metazoa; Chordata; Actinopteri; Siluriformes; Trichomycteridae. The transcript has a single exon.
AUGGAGAUACAGGUGCGAAUAUGGAAUAAAGAUGCGAUGUUCUUUAUACGACCGUGGAUACCCAUCCUCCUCGGACUUCACAUGCAGUUCUCGUGGGCCACGACUUGCCCGGACGAGUGCCGCUGCGACAGGACCUUUGUGUACUGCAACGAGAGGAGCCUAACGUCAGUGCCUCUGGGGAUAGGGGAGGGUUACAAGACCCUGUACCUUCACAACAACCAAAUCAACAGUGCUGGAUUUCCAACCGAGCUGCACAACGUGGCCUCGGUGGAGACCGUCUAUCUUUACGGCAACCAGCUGGACGAGUUCCCGAUCAACCUGCCCAAAAACACACGGGUGCUCCACCUGCAGGAGAACAACAUCCAGACGGUGUCGCGUGCCGCCCUGGCCCAGUUGCUGCGCCUCGAGGAGCUGUUCCUGGACGAUAACUCGAUUUCGACGGUGGGCGUCGAGGAGGGAGCAUUCCGGGAGGCGAUCAGCCUUAAGACCCUCUUCCUAACUAAGAACCAUCUGAGCAGCGUGCCCAUCGGUCUUCCGGAAGAGCUCAAAGAGCUGCGACUAGACGAAAACCGGAUUGCGCUGAUCACUGACGAUGCUUUCGAGAAUGUAACCGGACUCGAGCUCCUCCUGCUGGAUGGAAACCUCCUGACAGACGAGGGUCUCGCACCGGGAGCCUUCCAGAGCUUGGUGAACCUCAAGACUCUAUCCAUGGCACGCAAUUCCCUCAUGCUCCCCCCUCCCAACCUGCCCACGCAGUGUUUAGUCAAGCUCAACUUGCAGGAUAAUCUGAUGAAUGAGAUCCCUUUGACGGCCUUCCACGGCCUGCACCACCUCGAGAGACUGGAUAUUUCCAACAACCAGCUGCAGUCUCUGACACAGGGGGUCUUUGAUGGCCUGCACAGUCUGAGACAGCUCACUGUUCGGAACAACCUUUGGCACUGCGACUGCAACAUUAAAUGGGUCAUACUGUGGCUCAAGUCCUUGCCGGCUACGCUGAACGUCCGCGGGUUCAUGUGCCAGAAGCCCGAGAGUGUGCGCGGUAUGGUAAUUAGGGAGCUAAACCUGGAGAUGAUCCAGUGCCCGAGCAGCACACCAACGGUGCUACAGUCGACACUGCAGCCCAGACCGUCUUCUCCGUCCAGCACCGAGUCACCAACCGAAAUUUACCAACCGAAAGUCUUCUCGUCACCGAACUACGUCCACACUCCCAGUUCUACACCGUCUAUACCCGCUGUGCCAACCACGCAUGAAGAUCCAGACCUCCAGACGGACGUCUCCGAGAUCCCCGAGCAGGAAUCCCUGCGCGUUUCCUUUAUCGUCCUGAACACCUCGUGCGUUCUGGUGAACUGGGUCUCGACCUUCACGGUCACGGCGUACAAGGUGACCUGGGUCAAACUGGGGUACGGGAUGAUAAGCGACCCCGUGCAGGAAACCAUGGUGGAAGCCGACGAACAGAGAAUCUACCUGACCAACCUGCACCCCAAAUCGAUUUACAGGAUUUGCGUGGAUCCUCUGGAUGCCUUUAAUAACUAUCACACCGGAGAAGACUCCAUUUGCUCCGAGGUCAUGACCAAGCCCGCUUCAUCCUUUCUGGACGAAAAGGCAGAGCAGGCCAGCCAGCAGGAACUGGGCUCGUCUCUGCUCCUGGCGGGUCUGAUCGGAGGGGCCGUGCUCGUCAUCCUGGUGCUGCUGCUCAGCGUGUUCUGCUGGCACGUGCACAGGAAGGAACGCGCGGCCCAGUCCAAGUGGAAAUACAACCGAGGCAGGAGGAAAGACGACUACUGCGAGGCAGGGACCAAAAAGGAUAAUUCCAUCCUGGAGAUGACGGAGACUAGUUUUCAGAUAGUUUCUUUGAACAACCAACAGCUCCUCAAAGGGGACUACCAGAUUCAGCCCAUUUAUACUCCCAACGGGGGGAUUAGCUACAGAGACUGCCAUGUUGGCAACAACAGUACGGCUUACUGCAAGAAUAGCGUUCCGGUAUCCAACCCUUGCCAUACAUGAUGGUUUUCGGAACGUAUCGAUUCUUUGUAUUGAACUGAAACAAAUACGCUGUACAGUAUAUAUUUCAAAAACUGUAAAUUGUGUAAUUUAUACUCUUAUCAGUGAUCGCCUUCUUUUGUACCCCCCGGUAAAAUGCAAAAAUGAUUUAUGACUUACUAGUUUCUCUUGUUGUAUUACCACCGCAAAGAGCAUCUUAUAAAUCACCGCAGUCGUCGCUCUCGUACCAUUAAUCUAGAGUGUAACACGUAUGCAGAUAACUGUUUACAUUGUUG